CGCUUUCAUCAACGUGUGCGUUUAUACUCCCAUCGGCGGAUUGAGCUCUUGGUCGCAUACGAAAGCUGCUGCACUGGUACGACAUCAACAAUUCCCACUUGCAGACUUUCUUAUCAGCUGUACUUCACUGUCGGUACAGUGCUGACUAAUUAGCAACCUUUUAAGCACCCCGAAAGAACGGCAUCCACACGACCGAAAUGCAUACUGUAAUGACCCGCGGUAACGCGAUUCUAGCGUACUCGCUGAGCGUUCUUUCCGUGCUUACCUUCUGCUGCUUUGCUUCCACCUUCUUUUACGAUUAUCGUACGGACGCCCGAAUCAACACGGUGAAGGUGCUGGUCAAAAAUGUGCCGGAUUUCAGUGCUUCCCGGGAAAAGAAUGAUCUUGGCUUCAUCACAUUCGAUCUCGCAACCGAUCUGAACCCGCUGUUCAACUGGAACGUGAAGCAGCUGUUCCUGUACCUGACCGCGGAAUAUACCACCGAACAGAACGCGCUGAACCAGGUGGUGCUGUGGGAUAAGAUUAUACUGCGCGGUGAGAACGCGAACCUGGACUUCAAGAACAUGAACACGAAGUAUUAUUUCUGGGACGAUGGAAACGGUUUGAAGGGACACCGGAAUGUGACGCUAACGCUAUCGUGGAACAUAAUCCCGAAUGCUGGGCUAUUGCCGAGUGUGUUCUCCCACGGACAGCAUUCCUUCAAAUUCCCGGAAGCCUACAUUGAGUCUCCGGUCUAGUCGUUAAGCCGAAAUGAGCAUGCUGGUGGCAGUUUGUUCGCGUCCUAUUCGUUUCCAUCGAGAGUGUUUCGUUCUUUUGAAAAAAAAGUCUUAUUUCUGAAGUGAGCAAACAACAAGAAUUGAAAUAAAGUGGGCUUAAAAUAUUGUAAAAUUAAAA
Messenger RNA from Anopheles stephensi (Asian malaria mosquito), 894 nucleotides. RefSeq names its product signal peptidase complex subunit 3 (gene Spase22-23). NCBI's taxonomy places the organism in Eukaryota, Metazoa, Arthropoda, Insecta, Diptera, Culicidae. Bases 198 to 737 code for a protein of 179 amino acids. Gene Ontology annotation, cellular component: membrane; signal peptidase complex. The record is from RefSeq and is a predicted model, not a curated record. Gene Ontology annotation, biological process: protein targeting to ER. The transcript is spliced from 4 exons.